CACAGAGGAGCUAGGGAAGGGGGCUGAGGCCUGGGUCAGCUCCCCCUUUCGGAGCAGCCCUGAGCUGAGGGGGAGGACCCCAUUCCCCCAGAGGUGCUGGGCCCUUCCUGCUGGGGGUGCGUCUUGCCGCCCUGGGCUCGCUCUUGGUUUCCCCAUCUCUGGUUUUCUUUCGGGCUCCUUCCUCAUUAUGGGCUCUCCCCGGGCCUCCCUCUGCCUCUUGCUUGUCUCUGUGGCUUCUUCGUGGUUCCUCCACUUUCCUACUGUGCCCAGGAGGGCCAUGAACAGGUGGCUCUGCCGGGGAGGGUGUGUGUGAGCGUGUGUGGGCGUCAUCUCACACUGGAGGUGCUUGCUGCAUGUAUAUGGCCGAGCUUGUGCUGCUGUGUGGGGCCCUGAGGGCUGGGGAGCGUUCUUGCCUCCGGAUGGAAUGCACUCAUCUUUAAAGUCAUUGUGCCUUUGAGAAGUUGGAAGGCAUAGCCUGAAGGGUGGCUAGCCGCUAAGAAGUGUGCUGUGUGUUCUGGGCUUGCUUCCUGGGACUCACUUCCCAGUGCCCCUGGGCUCUGCUCUCCAGCGGGAACCUGGGCCACUUCUCCCCUUUGCAGCCACAGCUGGGGCUGCUGCAAGGGGCCCAGCUGCCCGUAGCUUUCCCAAGGAGUCUGGGACCCUCAUUCUAGCCCCUCUGUCCUUGGCUGCAGGUCUGGGUGCCCUCCCCUCCCAACCUGAGGGUGAAGCAGCAGCUCUGGGGUGGGGCGGGGCGGGGGACGGAGGGAGAACAAGGCCUCAAUCGUCACCAGGAGAGUGCUAGCUUCUGGGUUAAGCACUGCUGCUCUGAAGACGCCUCUGUACGUGUGACUUCACUGGGUUCUGAGGAGGAAGAGAGUUUCCCUGGGCUGGAUGAGACCAGGAAGCUGCCCCUUGUGCAGUCACCAGCCUGGGGCAGGUGCCACAGCCCACAGUCAGUGUGGCCUCUUAAGGAACACUGCAAUGGACUCAGAGGGCAGCUGCUAGGCCAUGGGUCUGUCUCCUUUCUCACUUCUUGAAGCAGACAGACCUAAGUGAUGAUGCUUGUUCACCACCACCACAAAGCCACAGAAUCUGAGCUCUGCCGCUUCUUCGCUGCAGAGUCAAAUCCUUCAGUGCCGCAGCCUUUCCUUUCUUAUCUCUAAAGCAGGGGUAAUAAUCUGCGGCUCUGAGCAUGAUGGAAAGCUGAAAUGCCUAACAGCAAUGAGCAUGCCUCUCCACUGAAGGAAAUCAGGGUUCCUUGGAGAAAUGGCUGAUGCCAGGGCUGGGGCAGGGACAGUGCAGGCUGAGCCUGGAGAAUCUGCUAGUGCCAGAAAGUAAGGAAGCGCCUGCAGAUGAAUGAGGACGUGUCCGAAACCUCCCACUGGUCGCACUUGGGAUGUUUGAGCAUCAAAAUGAAUCACGAAUGCAAAACGAAGGACUCACGAUAUCCUCACCGCCCUCCUCGCAAAGGCAAGACCCGGGGAGGCUCGUCUUUGUGGAAUGCCGGGUCACGUGGAGGAGAUUGGGUAACAGCGGGUUCCAGCCAAGAUGCUAUUGCAGUGCUUCUCAGACUUCACUGCGCAUACGGUACGCCAGGGGGACUUGUUAAAGGGAACACUCCGGUUCAGCCGGUCUGCAGUUUUUUCUCUCCUCCAGGCUCUUGGAAGACUGUGAUGCAGCUGCCCACAGACCUCACACUGAAUAGCAAAGAAUGAUGGAUAGUAAAGGCACCGUGCAAAAAUUUCAACAACUUUUUGCCUUGCCACAGUGACCGCGAUUGCCCUGCAGAUGACUAAGAGAAAAGUGACCUUCCUUUCCAAGAGAUCUGGCAAACACGACUCAGACCCGGCGGUCAAGCCUAACACAGCUGCGGUGCGGUGGGAAGGCUCAGCCUCCCUCUGCAGGACUCUUGCCAAAGCAGCCUUUAACAUGAACUUCCUCACAAGGAAACAAUCAGAUGGAUCCCGAGUGUGGGGCAUUCUCCAAGUGAUUGGUUUGCGCUCUUAAAAAGAUACCAGUAUCACGAAAGAAAAAAAAUGGAUAACAUUGAUAAAUAGGCAUACGGGGAAUAUUCUGGACUAAAGGAACAAGAGACCUGACAAUCAGAAGCGAUAUGUGAACCACAGUUGGAUCCUAGACCCAGACAUAAAGGGCAUUUGGGGGGCACCCGAGGAUAUUUGAACGUGGACCGUGUGGUAGAUGGUUCUCCAGAAGCUGGGGAAGGCAGAUGAGACCAAGGAUGAGCAGUUUGAGCAGUGCGUCCAGAAUUUCAACAAGCAGCUGACUGAGGGCACCCGGCUGCAGAAGGAUCUCCGGACCUACCUGGCCUCCGUCAAAGCCAUGCACGAGGCUUCCAAGAAGCUGAAUGAGUGUCUGCAGGAGGUGUAUGAGCCUGAUUGGCCCGGCAGGGAUGAGGCAAACAAGAUCGCAGAGAACAACGACCUGCUGUGGAUGGAUUACCACCAGAAGCUGGUGGACCAGGCGCUGCUGACCAUGGACACGUACCUGGGCCAGUUUCCCGACAUCAAGUCACGCAUUGCCAAGCGGGGGCGCAAGCUGGUGGACUACGACAGUGCCCGGCACCACUACGAGUCCCUUCAAACUGCCAAAAAGAAGGAUGAAGCCAAAAUUGCCAAGCCUGUCUCGCUGCUUGAGAAAGCCGCCCCCCAGUGGUGCCAAGGCAAACUGCAGGCUCAUCUCGUAGCUCAAACUAACCUGCUCCGAAAUCAGGCUGAGGAGGAGCUCAUCAAAGCCCAGAAGGUGUUUGAGGAGAUGAAUGUGGAUCUGCAGGAGGAGCUGCCGUCCCUGUGGAACAGCCGUGUAGGUUUCUACGUCAACACGUUCCAGAGCAUCGCGGGCCUGGAGGAAAACUUCCACAAGGAAAUGAGCAAGCUCAACCAGAACCUCAACGAUGUGCUGGUCGGCCUGGAGAAGCAACACGGGAGCAACACCUUCACGGUCAAGGCCCAGCCCAGUGACAACGCGCCUGCAAAAGGGAACAAGAGCCCUUCGCCUCCAGAUGGCUCCCCGGCCGCCACCCCCGAGAUCAGAGUCAACCACGAGCCAGAGCCGGCCGGCGGGGCCACGCCCGGGGCCACCCUCCCCAAGUCCCCAUCUCAGCUCCGGAAAGGCCCACCAGUCCCUCCGCCUCCCAAACACACCCCGUCCAAGGAAGUCAAGCAGGAGCAGAUCCUCAGCCUGUUUGAGGACACGUUUGUCCCUGAGAUCAGCGUGACCACCCCCUCCCAGUUUGAGGCCCCGGGGCCUUUCUCGGAGCAGGCCAGUCUGCUGGACCUGGACUUUGACCCCCUCCCGCCCGUGACGAGCCCUGUGAAGGCACCCACGCCCUCCGGUCAGUCAAUUCCAUGGGACCUCUGGGAGCCCACAGAGAGUCCAGCCGGCAGCCUGCCUUCCGGGGAGCCCAGCGCUGCCGAGGGCACCUUUGCUGUGUCCUGGCCUAGCCAGACGGCCGAGCCGGGGCCUGCCCAACCAGCAGAGGCCUCGGAGGUGGCGGGUGGGACCCAACCUGCGGCUGGAGCCCAGGAGCCAGGGGAGACGGCGGCAAGUGAAGCAGCCUCCAGCUCUCUUCCUGCUGUCGUGGUGGAGACCUUCCCAGCAACUGUGAAUGGCACCGUGGAGGGCGGCAGUGGGGCUGGGCGCUUGGACCUGCCCCCAGGUUUCAUGUUCAAGGUACAGGCCCAGCACGACUACACGGCCACUGACACAGACGAGCUGCAGCUCAAGGCUGGUGACGUGGUGCUGGUGAUCCCCUUCCAGAACCCUGAAGAGCAGGAUGAAGGCUGGCUCAUGGGCGUGAAGGAGAGCGACUGGAACCAGCACAAGGAGCUGGAGAAGUGCCGCGGAGUCUUCCCCGAGAACUUCACUGAAAGGGUCCCAUGACGGCGGGGCCCAGGCAGCCUCCGGGCGUGUGAAGAACACCUCCUCCCGAAAAAUGUGUGGUUCUUUUUUUUGUUUUGUUUUCGUUUUUAAUCUUUUGAAGAGCAAAGGGAAAUCAAGAGGAGACCCCCAGGCAGAGGGGCGUUCUCCCAAAGAUUAGGUCGUUUUCCAAAGAGCCGCGUCCCGGCAAGUCCGGCGGAAUUCACCAGUGUUCCUGAAGCUGCUGUGUCCCCUAGUUGAGUUUCUGGCGCCCCUGCCUGUGCCCGCAUGUGUGCCUGGCCGCAGGGCAGGGCUGGGGGCUGCCGAGCCACCAUGCUUGCCUGAAGCUUCGGCCGUGCCACCCGGGCAAGGGUCCUCUUUUCCUGGCAGCUGCUGUGGGUGGGGCCCAGACAGCAGCCUAGCCUGGCUCUGCCCCGCAGACGGUCUGUGUGCUGUUUGAAAAUAAAUCUUAGUGUUCAAAACAAAAUGAAACCAAAAAAAAAAAGAUAAAAACUCUCAGAAAA
Gorilla gorilla gorilla (western lowland gorilla) is the source of this 4400-nucleotide messenger RNA. RefSeq names its product bridging integrator 1 (gene BIN1). Bases 2200 to 3900 code for a protein of 566 amino acids. Gene Ontology annotation, biological process: regulation of endocytosis. The transcript has 19 exons. Gene Ontology annotation, cellular component: plasma membrane; synaptic vesicle; cytoplasm. Gene Ontology annotation, molecular function: phospholipid binding; tau protein binding. The record is from RefSeq and is a predicted model, not a curated record. Lineage: Eukaryota; Metazoa; Chordata; Mammalia; Primates; Hominidae.